Molecule: messenger RNA, 303 nt
Organism: Miniopterus natalensis
Lineage: Eukaryota; Metazoa; Chordata; Mammalia; Chiroptera; Miniopteridae
Source: RefSeq, a predicted model, not a curated record
AUGCGCUUUGCCAAGAAGCACAAGAAGGGCCUGAAGAAGAUGCAGGCCAACAAAGCCAAGGCCAUGAGCGCACGUGCCAAGGUCAAGCCCAAGAUCUCAAAGGCGGGCAGCCACAAGCUCAUUCGACUUGUCUACAUGGCUCACCCCAAGCUUAGGACACGUGCUCAUGUCUGCAUCACCAAGGGUCUGAGGCUCUGCUGGCCAAAAUCCAAGGCCAAGGCUCAAACUAAGCCCCAGGCUCUGGCUGCAGCUGCGGCUCAGGCUCCCAAAGGUGCCCAGGCCCCCAUGAAUGCUCCAGAGUAG